Selaginella moellendorffii is the source of this 1221-nucleotide messenger RNA. RefSeq names its product histone-lysine N-methyltransferase SUVR3. Gene Ontology annotation, molecular function: zinc ion binding; histone methyltransferase activity; protein binding. The coding region runs from base 20 to 1141 and encodes 373 amino acids. The record is from RefSeq and is a predicted model, not a curated record. Lineage: Eukaryota; Viridiplantae; Streptophyta; Lycopodiopsida; Selaginellales; Selaginellaceae. Gene Ontology annotation, cellular component: nucleus. The transcript is spliced from 4 exons.
GUUAAUUUUAGGGUUCUUGAUGGAGAAUGUCUUGCCGUGGCUCGAGCCGCGCGAUGUGGCAGCGCUGGCGCUCACUUGCAGGACGAUGGCAGCGGCAGCAAGGGAUCUCACAUCGUGCCGUGCCGCGGAUGCAGCGCAAGGGUUGGAAGGCUUCGGGAUCCCGGUGGUGAAUUGCGUGGACGAAUGCCGCUACCCUUACUUCGAGUACUCGCCGGUGUCUGUUCUUGCGAGGGAGAGGAGGGCAUUUGCCUUUCCGAGAUCCAUUUCCGAGAAGAAUGCCGCUGGUUUUGAUUACGGGCAGUUUGGAGGCGAUGGUUGCCGCUGCAUUGACUGCUGCCGAGGAGAACAAGAAGAUCCAGGAUUUCCUUCACAGGCACCGGAUGAUUUGACUAGCGCGAUCGAACUUCUGGAUGAAGAUGAUGAUAGCGACGAAGCACUCCCGAGCAAAAAGAAAAGGCGGCUCUCGUCCAGCUCCUGUCCCUGCGGUCGGACGAUCUUCGGCGAGCGAGCAUACGAUUCAAACUCUCCCAGGCUCUUGAGUUUCCAAAACCAGAGAGAAGAAGAAGCUCCAACUCCCGCCGAUCUUCCACUGAUCUACGAGUGCGGCCCUGCUUGCUCGUGCACCAUCCAGUGCUGCCACAGGCUCUCCCAGCGCGGCGCCUCCGCCGAGCUCAAGGUUGUGAGGCAUCCAACCAAAGGCUGGAGCUUACAUGCAGCGCAGGACAUCAAACCGGGAGCUUUCAUCUGCGAGUACGCUGGAGAGCUCUUGACGACCAAGGAAGCUCGGAAAAGGCACCAAACUUACGACCAAUCCCCGAGAGUUACGAGCCUUUUGGUGGUGAGAGAACAUCUUCCAUCGGGCGACGCAUGCCUGCGAUUCAACAUCGAUGCCACCAACGUAGGCAACAUUGCCAGGUUCAUCAAUCACUCCUGCGACGGUGGCAAUCUCCUCUCGUGCCUCGUCCGCUCAGCAGGCUGCUGCGUCCCCAGGCUGGCUUUCUUCACGCGCAAAGAGAUCCAGUCAGGCCAAGAACUUACUUUCAGCUAUGGUGUCGUCGAACCGGGACUAGAAUCGAGUUCGAGGGCCUGUUUUUGUGGAACAAGCCAGUGCCGAGGAAUCCUGCCUUCUGAAAAAACAUGAGCCUUUCUAGACAUGGAUCUUCUUUCGGGUAUAUAUUGUCUGUAAGAUCACUGUAAGAAACAAAAAUGGUGUUUUGGUUA